Molecule: messenger RNA, 5208 nt
Organism: Ornithodoros turicata
Lineage: Eukaryota; Metazoa; Arthropoda; Arachnida; Ixodida; Argasidae
Product: hypoxia-inducible factor 1-alpha-like
Exons: 14
Coding region: 233-2815 (860 amino acids)
Biological process (GO): regulation of transcription by RNA polymerase II; cellular response to hypoxia
Cellular component (GO): transcription regulator complex; nucleus; cytoplasm
Molecular function (GO): DNA-binding transcription factor activity, RNA polymerase II-specific; RNA polymerase II transcription regulatory region sequence-specific DNA binding; protein dimerization activity
Source: RefSeq, a predicted model, not a curated record
UUAUUUCUUAUAAGUGUGUGGCUGUGUUGCUUUUCGCUGCAUCUGUGGUGUGCUGUUAUAUUUGUGUCGUCUGCGUGGAAAACAUCCUGAUCUGUGGUGACACUUGUGGAUAACAACGACCAUUUGCCGAUUCGUGACAGUGCAGGAAUUUACAUGCAAUCCUCAGCAGUGCCCUGAGACUGCGUGCGACUUCGUUGACUUGCACAACUUGGACCACAAGCACCCAGUUGCGAUGAGUGCCCUCAGAGCAUCUAAUGCUCCCAAGGAGCGACGGAAUUCAGAGAAACGGAAAGAGAAAUCCCGCGAUGCAGCACGUUGCCGUCGGAGCAAGGAGUCUGAGAUCUUCACGGAGCUGUCCCAGCAGCUUCCCCUGCCUGAGUCAGUGGCUACGCAGCUGGACAAGGCAUCCGUCAUGCGUCUCGCUCUUAGUUACCUGCGGAUGCAGGAGUUGCUUGAGCCACUUUCUGAGCUAACGGAGAAUGUGGUGCCCAGUGCACACGACAGCUUCAUGCUUGAUGCCCUGGACGGAUUUCUUCUGGUCCUGUCCACAGAAGGCGAAGUUCUGUUCCUCUCAGAGAAUGUUGGCAGAUAUCUUGGCCUGAACCAGGUGGACCUCAUUGGGCAGAGCCUGUACGAAUUUUGCCAUCCAUGUGACCAUGAUGAAGUGAAGGGAGCCCUGGAGCCUGAGACCCCAGGCCCUGGGCCCUGCUCCUUCUUUGUGCGCAUGCGCUCAGCCCUUGGCAGCAAAGGCCGUGGUGUGAGCGUAAAAUCAGCGACCACUUACAAGGUCAUGCAUUGCAUUGGACAUGCAAUCCUCAGAAAUGUGACUGUAUCUUCAAGCCAUCUGCUUGAGGAAGAUGACGUGGAGGAGGCUGAGCGUCCACAGCAGGAAAAGCGUAGCUGCCGCUACUUGGUCUGCGUAGCCCGACCAAUACCUCAUCCGGCAAACAUUGAGGUGCCGCUUGACAGCAGAACUUUUCUGAGCAGACACAAUCCAAGCAUGCGCUUCACGCACGUAGAUGAAAGAAUUGAGGAGUUCCUUGGUUACCCGACGGAGGAGCUACUGGGAAAGUCUGUGUACUCCUACUUCGAUGCAAGGGAUGUUCCUACUCUUCAGAAGGACUUCAAAACAUUGUUUUCCAAAGGUCAGUGUGAGACCGGACAGUACCGCUUCCUGGCUAAGCAUGGUGGAUGUGUGUGGGUUCUGACACAAGCGACACUAAUCUACGAGAACAGCAAUUCCACCAAGCCACAAUGUGUUGUCUGCGUCAAUUACGUGCUUAGUGGUUGCAUAAACAAGAAUGACAUCCUAGCGGAGGAGCAAGUGGUAACGCCGAGACCCAAGGCAGCUCGGCCGCCUUCAACCGUUGAGGACCAAGUGGCUGCACCGGCAGCAGUACCUGCAGUGUUGAGUGUGUCAACAGCACUGCAGCAGCAGGAACCAAAGCCCUGUGCGCCAGUGGCCAGCUGCGAGGUUUACUGUCCUCCUGUGUCUAGCAGUACAACAAAGAUAUUUGCCCCACGUACAGCCGACAUGAACAAGGGCUUCCUGAUGUUUGCUGACGACGAUUCUGGAAUUACAGUACUGAAAGAAGAAUGUGAACCAGAGGACUUAACACAUCUGGCUCCACAGGCUGGAGAUGACAGCAUACCAUUGGAAGACUUGCCUUCAGAUGUGCUGGACGACUCGUUUGUUCUGCCUGACCCAUAUGGGCAUAACAAGCUGAUUCCUGAUUAUGCGCUUCUGCCCACCGAAGAAUGCCCCACCCUUGGGGGUUGUGGAGGAAGAGUCAGUCCCAUGGGUCAUGGCGACCCCUUCCUCAGCUACCGGGACGACGACCCCAUGUCUUCUCCUGGGUCGUGUGGCACAUCCCCUUCGGAAGGCGGUAGCCGUUCCGACAGCCUCCUUUCUGACCUUCCCGGUCUCGAGAGUCCCAUUGACCAAUUCUCAGGCCUGGACUUGCAGACGGAUGGGAACUCACAGCUGCAGGAAGAAGAGUUUGAUAUGAGAGCACCAUACAUUUCCAUGACUGGAGACGACUUUCCGCUCUUGAGUCCAACAGACUCUGUCAUGUGGGGUCCGCAGGAUUCUCCUGGUGGAUCAUCAGGUCGUAGCUCACUUUGUGACAGUCCUACAUUUGUGGACAGUCCACCUCCAUUGAUACAGUCCACUCUCCCAUCUCAUCGGAGUCCUAACCUCAAGUCGAGCUUGGCCGCACUGCUUGUUGCCGAGCUUCCUCCCCCUAGGCCACGAGACUGCAAUCGGAAUCGCAGUGCCUCUGCUUCGACGCGGCGGUCCCACAGCACAACGGAACACCACAUCCCGAGCAGGUCUUUACGGAAUCAAGGCACGAUCCAAAGGUCGAAUGCGAGAUCACUCAUCGAGCAUGGCACCAUUGGGAACCAUCAUCGGUAUUAUAGUACAUCAUCGCUGGAGUUGAAAAUGCAAAUGCCGUCACCUCCGGACCCACCGCCCAAGAGAGGGAGCUGUGGAGGGCGAGGCGGCGUGGGGAGUCCUAAAAGGAUGAGGGUGGACGUACAAGCUUUCCGCCUUCACAACAAAGACAGCGUCCUCUUGAACCUCCUGGUAAACGGUGAAGAUGCCAGUCAUGGGUACUUGUGCCAAACAUUGCACUACGACAAGAGGGCUCCUCCUGCCAAUGGUUCCAGCCCUUCGCUUCUAUUAGACGAGGCUUUCCCUAGCCUGCAAGACAUUGCCCAAUUGGACGCCGAGGUGAGUGGUCCCAUCCACCAACUGCUCACUGGAGAGGACUUGUUGAGUGCCCUCGACCAAUCAGUGCCAGCGCUCGUCUAGCCCCUCACCCAUCGUAUUCUUUACCAAGUGCUGCUUUUUAUUAUUAUUAUUAUUCCUCUACUUCAUAUUUUUCUGUUUUCCUCCUGUUUGUUUCUCGUGAAAUCGUCAUCAUACCUUUUGAACUUUGUGACAAUUUCCUGCAUGACUCUGGAAAGGUCUGUCUCAUGAACUUUCCAAAACUUAGAGUGACCUGAAGGAACGAGAAAUACUUCUGGGUGCGGCUCUGCGUGCUGGCACCAUCGCUAUACGUAUACGGUGUUAUGUACUCUCUGGGGAAGUAUCACUUUUUCACAAACCUUGAGCCCCUGUUUGUUUGGCACCCUUCUGCUGGUGUGAUACCAGAAACACGUGUUGCGGUUCUCGGCCAGGAAAUGAAUUUCCUUCUUAAUGCAUCAGGACAGCGAAGUUACGGUAUAAUCACGCCGGAAAUUGCCAUAUCUUAUCCAAGAAUAUAUUGCAUUGUUAUGGAAAUUUUGAUAUAGUUUGUGUUCUGUUCAAACUCUUGGAUUCCACCAUGAACUUGUUGGUGUCUGAAGGGUGCGUCUUACCCAUGUGGUAUUUGUGCCAUCAUUAUCUGUAUGUCCUUCUCCUGUUUUCCGUUGGUGAGUGGCCAUGUCGCUGCUAUAGACUGCCAUGCUGUCAUUGUAAUCUCGCAUCACUGCCGGCAUGACAAUGCAAAAAACUUCUUCGCAACAAGAAAAACAUACACACACACACACACAUGCAUGCCGCUUCUCAACACUUCCAUAAUCAGGUUCUCUGCGACCCCACACAUUUCAAGGAAAGUCUUUUCGCUGGUGCUAGUUUACGAGCUGAGCCACGGGACUUUUGUUUUGGAAUGCGUUUGCUACUUACCGAAGUGUUUCACCUUCAUCUUCCCUAUUUUCGUCUUAGUCUUUCACCUAGCCUGAGCAAAUGUGAUUGUGUUUUGGCAAUAGCAGGUUUUAAAAAAAAUUGUGUUCCCGUUGUAUUGUGGCUUGCUCAAGCUUAGACGUGGUAAGCAUUGUGCUGCUGAUCCUAGGAAGUGCUGUAAAUAGCUUGAUUUUGCUUCAGUGCUUUUGUCCCAUAGUACAAAUUUUUCAUGGAUGAACCAUUGACGACGUGUUGAACCAUUGUCUUGAAUGUACAGAAAUGUUUUACAGAGACUUACGGUCGACCGACACAGUGUGUAUAUAAAACUACGGUUCCACUUAGCGGGUGCAUACCACUUGAUAAACGUGGGCCUUGCACAAACUGCCACUAGGUUGAGCGGUAUUCAGGAGUGUUACCAGCAAUGGUAUUGCAGCCAGAAAAUGAGACGUGCCCUGCAGUUACUGCCAAAGUGCCUGAUUCGUCGUCACGUUCAGCAGCACGCACAUCACGGGACAAAAGGGGUCCCAGCAACGACUACUAACCGCAGCGUAUCUCAAUACGAAAAGCAAAACAAACCUCAAAGACGUCCAGACUUGACAAACGGCCCUGUGCGACCGUUUGAUUUGUAGAUUUGUAGAUUCCCGUACUGAAUUUUUGUUCUUCCUGCAAUCUUGAUGUCGUCCGUUUCUGAGGUAGCACCUGUAAAUAGCUGCUUUAAAGCAAACAAUAGUAGUCCUUUGUUGCAGGUGGUAGUCCUGUCCCAUAUCUCGAGUUCCCCUGCAUGGUUUUUGUUAAGUGCGAGAAUCCGAAAAGGUAGGAUUGCAUUCUGAGGUGGCACAAUGGGAGGAGCUACAUAUCCUUAUCAUUGUGCUUGCCCUUGUCUUUCUUUUUCUUUUUUUUUUCUUGGAGAGGUUUUAAGGUGGAAAGUUAAGAGAGACUUUUAUGGAGAGCUCUAUAUGUAUCGUUAUACAUCGAAGGAAAGUAUAAUAGUGAGAGUAUUUGUGUGAUGAUUGACGCGUCCUUGUGAGGGUGCACUCACUAGUUCUGUCUGAGGCUUCUGUACUCUACAGAGAGGUUUGUUUUUAGGUUACGUAUACACAUGUUACUUUCUUUUCUUUCCAUUCUUUGAUGGCUUUCAUAGUCAACGAGAAGCAUUACUAACGUUCUAGAUCAGUAACUCAAAGGAUGAGUUUUUGGGAUGUGUUAGGACGUGAGGAAAGUGUUACUUUUGGCUCCUUUAUCGUAGCUGAUGUACGCCUACGUAGAGAAAGUGUAGCCAUGGAGAGACUUUGAAUGUGUGGGUUGUGUUGAGACAGCAUCUGUUUACUUUUUAAUCUGUGGAUGAGGCAUGGCCAGAUUUCUAUGGUAUGGGGAUUUUUCAUUGUUAUUGUUGAUGAAUAUGGGCCGUAUUUUUGCCACUGCAGCAGAGAGAUAUGUAUAUUGUUGAAUAUUCAUGGGCAUGGAAUUGUCAAUACUCUCACAUAAACAAGCUGUUGUAAAGUACAAUGUAGUUAUGGAGAAAUAAAACGGUAAUAUCUUUC